Molecule: messenger RNA, 1218 nt
Organism: Daldinia childiae
Lineage: Eukaryota; Fungi; Ascomycota; Sordariomycetes; Xylariales; Hypoxylaceae
Exons: 2
Coding region: 1-1218 (405 amino acids)
Cellular component (GO): membrane
Source: RefSeq, a predicted model, not a curated record
AUGUCGCUGAUUAGAGCUGAGAAGGUCGUCUCGUCCACCUUACGGAGAGGCACAAGCUACCCGACAUCUCGAGCUUUGUUAACCCCGACCUUGACAUUGGGCACUCUAAGAACCUUCCAUAAUACCACGAAAUCUCCAGCACCAUCACAACCCGGAAUAUCAGGCCUCGGUACCAUCCCGCCCUCUUACUUCCAACGCCCCUCCCUCCCCGCAAACACCAUUAUACGCUUCGUACCCCAGCAGACAGCAUGGAUUGUUGAGCGCAUGGGAAAGUUUAACCGUAUUCUCGAGCCCGGUCUUGCUAUCCUCGUUCCUUUUCUCGACCGAAUUGCCUACGUCAAGAGCCUGAAAGAGGUGGCCAUCGAAAUACCUAGCCAAAGUGCUAUCACGGCCGACAACGUAACUUUAGAGCUAGAUGGUGUACUCUAUACCCGAGUAUUUGACGCUUAUAAGGCCAGUUACGGCGUAGAAGAUGCCGAGUAUGCCAUUUCCCAGCUCGCCCAGACCACCAUGCGCAGCGAGAUCGGUCAACUGACCCUCGAUCACGUACUAAAAGAGCGCGCCGCUCUCAACAUCAACAUAACCGCAGCCAUCAACGAAGCAGCCCAAGCCUGGGGCGUUACGUGUCUACGUUACGAGAUUCGCGAUAUCCACGCCCCGGCCGCCGUUGUCGAAGCUAUGCAUAGGCAGGUUACAGCUGAGCGAUCCAAGCGUGCUGAAAUCUUAGAAUCUGAGGGUCAGCGCCAAAGCGCUAUAAAUAUUGCCGAGGGUAAGAAGCAGAGUGUCAUCCUGGCAUCCGAAGCCUUGCGUUCCGAGCAGAUCAACCGCGCCUCUGGUGAGGCUGAGGCUAUUCUUAUGAAGGCCAAAGCCACAGCGUCUGGAAUUGAUGCUAUAGCCCACAGUAUCAACAGCGGCGGCUCUUCGGCCCAGGGUGCUAUCAGCUUAAACGUGGCCGAGAAAUACGUUGACGCCUUCGGCAAGCUAGCACGUGAGAGUACCGCCAUCGUGGUCCCGGGUAACGUAGGCGAUAUCGGUGGUAUGAUCGCUACGGGUCUCAGUGUGUACGGCAAGGUAGGCGAGGCCCAGAACCGCGCCAUGGCCAAGCAGCUAGCGGAGAAAAAUGAAUCGACUCCAGAGGAAUCAACCGGACCUAAAACUAGCCAGAGCGUCGUGGACUCGAUGGUGCGCGAGUUCGACAACACAGCUAAGAGGAAGUAA